Myripristis murdjan (pinecone soldierfish) is the source of this 5522-nucleotide messenger RNA. Its product is annotated as protein kinase C epsilon type-like. NCBI's taxonomy places the organism in Eukaryota, Metazoa, Chordata, Actinopteri, Holocentriformes, Holocentridae. Gene Ontology annotation, biological process: protein phosphorylation. The record is from RefSeq and is a predicted model, not a curated record. The transcript is spliced from 15 exons. Gene Ontology annotation, molecular function: diacylglycerol-dependent serine/threonine kinase activity; ATP binding. The coding region runs from base 437 to 2746 and encodes 769 amino acids.
CGGCUUCCCCGGGCUAGUCAUUCCUUGGCGGCUGUUUAUUUUGUUUGUCAGCGGACGGGCUCAGACAGGCUGUGCAUAAAUAUGAAUUUUUAGCAUAUUCGGCAAAGCUCAUCGUUAAAGACACUGUCAGUAACACCAAACCCGGCCAAAAAACGCAUACGUAGUUUUGUGUGGACCGUGUCAGUUCAUGUUGGUUGAGAGAGGACUGCAUUUUCUCCGUUAUAUUCAACUGGAAGGAAUUAACAGUCUGCCUGGAGGACCACCGGUUGAAAACUGAGCCACUAUUCAAACCGGGGCCUUCACAGGAGGACGCAAAUCGCUGUAACUAGUGUCAUUGUAUAUUUAUUUGAAGUGGCCAGCUGUGUGAAGGGGGGUAUCCACUGGUAAACAAAAGUAUCAUUCAGUUAGUAUCAAGUGGUGGGAGCAUUUCACCGCCAUGGUGGUCUUCAAUGGGCUGCUGAAGAUCAAGAUAUGCGAGGCGUUGGACCUGAAACCGACGGCUUGGUCCCUCCGGCAUGCCGUGGGCCCCAAGACGCAGACGUUUCUCCUGGACACGUACAUCGCCCUGAACGUGGACGACUCCCGGGUGGGCCAGACGUCCACCAAGCAGAAGACCAACAGCCCGGCGUGGAACGACGAGUUCACCACGGAGGUGCACGACGGCAGGACCAUCGAGCUGUCCGUCUUCCACGACGCGCCCAUUGGCUACGACGACUUCGUGGCCAACUGUAUCAUCCAGUUUGAAGACAUCCUGCACAACGGCAGCAAGCACUUCGAGGACUGGAUUGACUUGGAGCCAGAGGGGAAGGUGUAUGUUGUUAUUGACCUAUCAGGAUCCUCCAGUGAAGCGGCAUCGAGCUCUAAUGAGAAUGAAGAGCGAGUGUUUCGAGAGCGGAUGCGUCCCAGGAAACGUCAAGGCGCGGUACGCAGGAGAGUCCAUCAGGUCAACGGCCACAAGUUCAUGGCCACCUACCUCCGACAGCCCACCUACUGCUCCCACUGCAGGGACUUCAUCUGGGGUGUCAUAGGAAAACAGGGGUACCAGUGUCAAGUGUGUACCUGUGUGGUCCAUAAGCGAUGCCAUGAGCUGAUCAUCACCAAGUGUGCAGGGAUGAAGAAGCAAGAGGACACGGUGGAGGAGCCAGUCGGGACCCAGAGGUUUAGCGUCAACAUGCCCCACAAGUUCAGCAUCCACAACUUCAAAGUCCUCACUUUCUGUGACCACUGUGGCUCUUUGCUGUGGGGCCUGAUGCGGCAAGGCCUGCAGUGUAAAGUGUGUAAAGUGAAUGUGCACAGGCGCUGUGAGAGUAACGUGGCCCCUAACUGUGGAGUGGAUGCCAGAGGCAUCGCUAAGGUCCUGUCAGACCUGGGAGUCACACCAGACAAGAUCUCCAGCAGCGCCCAGAGACGGAAAAAGCUUCCCCAAGGUCAAGACCCCCAGCAACCGUUGUCAGGGACGCCUCACGCAGAGGACGAUCGCUCAAAAUCAGCCCCCACCUCUCCAUGUGACCAGGACCUGAAGGAGCUGGAGAAUAUCCGGAAGGCUCUGUCAUUCGACCACCGCGGAGAGGAGCACAAAAAACACCCCCUCACUUCCCCCUCCUCUGUCACCACGGUAACGGGGGACAGCCAUGGAGGAGGAGAUGGUGGAGGCGGCGGUGAGGGGGUCCGAGUGGAAAGUGAAGGCGGGAAGGCGAACGGAGAGGUCAAAGGUCACAGUGUUCCAGAGACCAAGAGGAUGAACCUGGAGGACUUUGUGUUUAUCAAAGUCCUGGGCAAAGGCAGCUUUGGAAAGGUGAUGCUGGCGGAGCUGAAGGGCAGUGACGAGGUUUAUGCUGUCAAGGUGCUAAAGAAAGAUGUGAUCCUCCAGGACGACGACGUAGACUGCACACUGACUGAGAAACGUAUCCUGGCCCUGGCUAGGAAACACCCCUACCUGACACAGCUCUUCUGCUGCUUCCAGACUAAAGAUCGGUUAUUCUUCGUGAUGGAGUACGUGAAUGGCGGAGACCUGAUGUUCCAGAUUCAAAGAUCGAGGAAAUUUGACGAGGCCCGCUCUCGUUUUUAUGCCGCCGAGGUCACGUCUGCACUGAUGUUCCUGCACAGGAAUGGAGUCAUAUACAGAGACCUGAAGCUUGACAACAUAUUAUUGGAUGCAGAGGGCCACUGUAAGCUGGCAGACUUUGGCAUGUGCAAGGAGGGCAUCCUCAACGGCGUCACCACCACCACCUUUUGUGGAACGCCUGACUACAUUGCGCCUGAGAUCCUACAAGAGCUGGACUACGGCCCAUCAGUGGACUGGUGGGCUUUGGGUGUUCUGAUGUACGAGAUGAUGGCGGGCCAGCCGCCAUUUGAAGCUGAUAAUGAAGACGAUCUGUUUGAGUCCAUCCUCCAUGAUGACGUCCUCUACCCAGUCUGGCUCAGCAAGGAGGCAGUGUCCAUUCUCAAAGCGUUCAUGACUAAGAGUCCUAACAAGCGUCUGGGCUGUGUGGUGGCUCAGGGUCUGGAAGAGGCCAUUAAGCUUCAUCCAUUCUUUAGAGAGAUCGACUGGACCCUGCUGGAGCAGAGGAAGAUCAAACCCCCAUUCAAACCACGCAUCAAAACCAAAAGGGAUGUGAAUAACUUUGACCAGGACUUCACGCGUGAGGAGCCUGUCCUGACACCGGUGGACGACACCAUCAUCAAGCAGAUCAACCAAGAUGAGUUCAAAGGCUUCUCUUACUUCGGAGAGGAGACCGCGGCCUAGAAACACACACACUAGCACACACUCUAGAAUACACAUACAUACAUGUGACUGUUCACUCACUAUAUUUAUACAUAAACACACAUGUGCACACACGAAAACAACUCGCAAGCUCAAAGACGUAGUAUUCAGUGAAACGGUGAAAUCGCUAAGAAACUAGGCCUUCGGAGUGAGUGCUCUUGACCUUGAACCCGGCCACUCCAGGAAAUAUACUAGACCAUCUGUAUCGCUCAUCAUCGCUCUAGUUCUCCUGUCUUGUUCGUCCAUUUAUGCAUGUCCCAUCAAACUGUAUGCCCGAGCAUCAUGGAAGUGCAGGUCAAAUACUGUAAGAACCACCCGAGCACCCCUUGAUUUGUCAUCAGAGGUCCAGUGAGUUGGUCCAGACCAGUUUCUGCUGCAGUCAGAACAGCGGGCCAACCCAAACUGUUUGGCGGGGUGGGGCUGUUACUUGUUGCGUCACCACCAAAAGCCCGACCGAUGGAAUAUGGAUCGAAAAGAGAAUAUUUCGUUUUCAACCUGUUUGUGUGCUGAAGACGUUAGACGGACAAGGUCAUGGGCUGUGUGUGUGUGUGUGUGCUUUAUGUCUGUGUGUGUGUGUGUGAGAGAGAGUGAGAGGGCGUGUGUAUGUGUACAAGCGUGAAUGCAUGGGCGGGUGCACGUGCCUCUAGAAAGCAUAAAGCUGUCAUUUCUGUACAUGUGCUGUAUCCUGUAUGUAUUUUUAUGUGUUUUAAGAAUGUUUUUUCUUCCCUAACCAUAUAUGUGAAUGCAAAAAGUUUCAUUGAACCAAUGAUUGUAUUAAAAGAAAAAAAAAAGGUCUUGAAAAAGGUAUUUCAUGCAGUAUUGACCGAAAUGUAAAAGGAGACAGAGAUGUGAAAUGAUUAAAUAAUGAAAUAAUGCAAAAAGCGAGAACUCAAGAGUUUUUAGCUGAUGAAAUCAAGGUGAAAUCUUAGUCUGGACUGGUAUCAGCUUUUAGUAAAAACAUUCAACACUUGAGUCAACACCGCCAGCUUUACCGGUUGGCUUAGGAUGCCGCGCCAUAGAAGAGACACCACGGUAUUUUCACUUUUACGCAGUUAGUUAAGCUUUCUUGAACUAGCUAAGAAUCUUAUCUAAGCGAGUUUAUUAGCUGCUCACUAACUAGAUAAGCUGACCACUAGCAGCAUCCACAGUUAUGAAAGGAGGUUUGGUAUCUUUCAACCCCUAUUGUGUGAAAAUGCUCAUACCCAUCAUUUGCAAUCAUAGCCUACUGUAUAUAAUAUAGUCUUACCUCGAGCUUUAACCGUUGCAGCAACAUUAUAAAUGCCGUUUUUAAGAACAGCGCCCUCGCAGCGCAGUUCAGUACGUCUUUAAAUCGUCUGCCCAGACAAAUGGUUGCAAACGGUGCUGUCUAACAGGUCUUAACAAGCCUUCAUGAUAGCGCGUUGCCUUGAAUGCAUUUACAACGUUCUGCUGCUAACGUGGCUGAAGCUGCGUUCACUUUGCAAUUUCCAUCUUGUAAAUUUCCAAGCUGGCACUGUCUCGUCAUAAAUCAUGGGUAUCGAUGUGUUAAUAGAGCCGGGGUUGCAACAUACCAAACCUAAUGAGGGAUGAUGCUAACAAGCUGUUUUUUUUUUUGUUUGUUUUUUUUUUUCACACUUGAUACUUGACAUUGUGAUAAGUGUCUGGUGAAGACUAAUAUAAAGCGAACAUCUAAAAUCUCAAGGUGCCCCUUUGAAUUCCAAUGUUUGAUUCCUGAACCGAACUCUUCUGGCGACUCCUGGAAUAAGAUCGUCCGGGGCGGCUCCUUAAAUCCUCGUCCAUGACCACUUCUUGAUGAUGAAAUGCCUUGUGUGUGUGUGUGUGUGUGUGUGUGUGUGUGUGUGUAACUGCGUGAUCAGUUACCGUACUGGACUUGUUCAGGUCUGUUCAUGAAAUCCAAAAUCCACACGAUUCCAAAUGAAUGUCAUGGAUUUUAACAGAGGUGAAUGUGUUAGUGCACGUGCGCGACUGUGUGUUAAACUGAAUGUAUUUGAUGUGUGACUUGUGUUUGUGUGUGUGUGUGUGUACGUGCGCUUGCAGCAUCAGCAGCGGGGUCAGGAAGAAGUUCCCUCUCCUGAUGCUUUAUGAUGUUUUAUUUUUAUUUAAAUGUUUUACUCUUUGUUGUUUUUACUGGAUGGUCUUGUUGGCGACCCGUCAGAAAUGUCUGAGUUCCUGCAACAAGGCUCCCGCGUGCACGUGGGGUCGAGAAGAACCCACCGUGUUUUCCGACCCAUCCGCUCGUCUCUGUACAGACCACUUCUUGUAUAUAAAAUAAGCUCAUCUAGCAAACAGUCCUCAGAGAAAACUCCAGAGGUGUUAACCCCGUGUUGCAUGGUCAGACAUAUGAUAUUAUAGUGUGUUGAAACUAAAAAUCUUCAAGAAAAGUCCAUGUGCAAUACUCUGUGUUUGUAAGACUGUUUUUUUUUCCCCUUAAUUUGUUUUUGUCACCGAAGCCUGUUCUGCUGCUUGUUUCUCUUUUCUUUUUUCUUCCUUUCUUUCUGUCUUCAGUGGUUUUCCGCCCCUUGUGCUUCCCGAAAACCUCACACACACUUACACGCAGGUACCGGGUGAUACAGUACAAUUUGUUUAACGGCACAUAGGAGUGAUAAUUAUCUCAAUGGCAGAUUUCCUCAUCCAAUAAAUCAGUAUUUCAGUGGUGUAACUUUCCUCAAUUGCAGCUGUAGGGAUGUGAGGUGGGAAUGUCAGGAAAUUACCAGGCGCAGAGGAGAUGGAUUUGUGCGGAAUAGUGCUUUCUGCUGUG